CAGUUUGCUAGUAGACUAAAAUUAUCCGGAAACACUCCGGAUAUGCCGUCGACGUCGGCAUAAUUGGACCAAACAAACCGCGCAACAAAUGGACAUCUUGCAGGAAGGGAAGCUCCGCGGGAAGAACAUCGCAGAUGUUGUCAAGGAGCAGGUGCAUGGCACGUCUGUGGGCAAAGGAAGCACCGUCGUGUGGAUCGAGAGGGUGCUAACUGAACUCCGCCUUCACGUUGCCAUCCCGGUCGACAGCGUUGAUUGGAGUGAAGAAUCGAUUGGCACGUUGCUGUCUGCAGCUGGAAUGACUGUUCGAUAUGUGACUGAAGCACCGACUUGUGCUGCAUACAUUGCCGAGUUCGAAUCCAUCUUUCUUCAUGUCCUCGAGGUUCCGAAGUGGACCAAACCGUUCGUGGGACUCAAGAUGGUGGCGUUGCGAGGCUGCACACGAUUGCUGGAGAGUUUUGCCGACGUUGUUCAGCGUCACGCCGAAGUCAUUGAUUGGAUCUCCACUGCCCUCGACAUCAUGCUCUCCACGGACGAUGCAAGCGUCUCGACGUGCAUGCAAUUGUUGUUCCGGCCGACUUGCGAGCACUUGAACGUUCUCGUGCAAGCUCACGCUGCGUCCGUCCCGCUGUUGAUGCCGAUCGUGCCCCGAUUCCUUCGUCUUUACUCAACAAAAUUUUGUGGAUGCCCCACCAAGCAGAACAAGGACGACAUUCUCGAAUUCACAUCGUUUCUUUCGGUGCUUCUGGACACUAUCCUGCCCCCACUUCCUUCCGCGCGAUCUCUCCUCGCCACUCCGUUGCUGCCAGUCGAAGCAUCCCCGCUACUUCCACUACAUGUCAUGUCGAAAGACGAGUGGCAUCGCUUCUACACGUCUUCUGCCGCCAUGAAGUCCAUGCUGUGUGUGCUGCCGUCGUUGUACGCCGCGGCUUCCUACGAUCUGCCGUGCGAAGCCUCGACAGACUGCUUUGUCGCCUACUUUCUGCACAUCCUUACCAUGCUCGGCGAAGCUGCUACAAGUGAGGGGAGUACCAUCGACAAGCUCGAGCACAUGUCAUCAGCCGUCGAAUCGUUGCGAGAUCUGCUCAUGCGCCACAUGCAGUUCCAGCCCAAACGUGAAAUAAACGACGUCGCGGCUCCGUUUAUGAAGGUCGUGCCAGUGCUCCAAGACGUUUUUGCAUUCAUUGGGGACGUUGCGAAAGACAAAAGCCUUCGCGGCUUCAAAGCAAUCAUCGCGGACAUCCGUGACUCCGGAAUCGAGUGCUACGUGGCACUCAUGCACGUGAUGGGCACAGACUUUUGGUCCUUGGAGACGGAAUUUUCAUUUCUCCACACCGUGGCCGUAAAAGUGGCCGAUCCACUCAUCUUUGGCGACUUUUUGAAGGUCCUGCGACCUGUGGAUCGCAACAAUGUCGACCAAGUGGACCGAUACGCGUCCAAGGUGGCCGACGUCGUCACAGUGUUGACCAAGGGACUGCGUCAAAGCCAACGAUACUCGAAAACCCUGGCAGUGCGCAUGGUCGAAGGCGUUUCCCAAAUUGCCGUCGGUGCUGGCGUCGACCUGAAGCCACAUGUGCCGGUGCUAGCCAAAACGUUGUUGGAUGUGCAGGCAAUCUCAUCUGGAGUUCGCAGCGCGACUGCAGUCGCCCUCACCCGCCUCUACUGCAUCGCGCCAUUCGAUGACUCGAUUGCACCAGCCUUCUUUGAGGUCGUGACCGACGGAGCGCUGGCAUUGCGAGAUUCUUCGCUUGAAUCUCUCUGCAUCUUGUUGGAAGACAGCACAGCGGCGCCAGUUGCAUUGAAUUCGUUGCCUGCGACGUUUUGGAUCGAGUUUCUUGCGUCAUGUGCCGAUAGUUUUGCAGCAGUGCCCAUGGUAGAGGAAGACAUACCCGUCUUGAUGCAUCAGGUCCAGAUCUGCCGUGCACGACUUGCCCUUGGACUUGAUGACGUUCCGUUGCAAGUUAUCAGCACCAUUCGAGCUGCAGUUCACACCAUGCGCGACACAGCUGAAUCCGACGGCAUCGUGGAGGUUGUCGAUGCGGCCGAGUUGCUCUUGUCGUUCUUGCUUCCAGUUCCAUGAAUACCUGAUUAAUCUCUCCCUGUCGUUGAGUUCUGCGUCGCAACGGUAGUCGAGAGUGUGGAGCUGGCCGUGCCCUUCACGGACCGAGCGGUCCAUGUACCUGAAUGGCCUGCUCGGACAUCGAAC
This is a messenger RNA of Aphanomyces invadans, 2203 nucleotides long. RefSeq lists its product as hypothetical. The transcript has 11 exons. NCBI's taxonomy places the organism in Eukaryota, Oomycota, Saprolegniomycetes, Saprolegniales, Verrucalvaceae. The record is from RefSeq and is a predicted model, not a curated record. The coding region runs from base 89 to 2077 and encodes 662 amino acids.